This is a messenger RNA of Adineta ricciae, 972 nucleotides long. Lineage: Eukaryota; Metazoa; Rotifera; Eurotatoria; Adinetida; Adinetidae. The record is from the annotation of a GenBank genome assembly.
AUGUCUACUGAAAUCUUCGUCGAUGGUAUUUGUGAAUUUGAUGAUAAGUCAAUUCAGUCAUAUUUCUCCCGGUUUGGUUCUCGCAUAGUACAUUACGAAUGUCAACGUCAUCGUCCAACCAACGCUUGUUGCUUUGCAGUGAUAACGUUCGCGUCGCAUCAUACAGUGAAUGCCAUACUUCGUAAACGACCGCAUUCAAUCAAUUCGUACCCAUUGUUUGUUAAACGAUUGCUUCCAUUGACUAUUUGUUCAUUUUCCGAACGUCUCUUACCUGUGACAAGUUUGUUUGUUCAAAAUCGGAUUACGAAAGAACUUGAAGAAGGAAAUUUGAAGAAAUACUUUGAAACAUUUGGCGAAAUAUUAAGAUUUGAACGUGAUUCAAAACAAAAUCGAUUGAUCAUUGAAUUCAAAGAUUACGACUCGAUCGAUCGAAUCUUUUUAAAUAAAGAUCAAUUGCCACAGUUCAUCGAAGUACAUAAAAAUCUUUCACCACGUUUACAAAAUCAAAUACGGUACCACGGCACAUGUCGUCCGAAAGAGCAACAACCGAAAUUCAAUAACAAAGAAAAGGAACAUUACCAAGAUUUAUUACAAAAAACCAUUGGAGAAUUGGCGAAAUGUAAAGCCCAAUUGAGAAAUACUGAAAGGGAUUAUCUGAUCCUUCAAAUGAAAUAUACGACAAUGAAAAAGAAAUAUGAUCGUAUAAAUCAACGUUUAACUAAUGAAAAUGAAUGUCAUACGCGUGAAGAAGACCAACAAAGUCGAAAGUCGACGACACAUCCUAAAUAUGUUUUAUCAAAACGAUUAAAUAACAGUUCAAUACACAAGCAUCAAGAAAGUUCAACAACACAAUCGAAUACGCCAGAUGAUAUUUUUAAACAAGUUCAAUCUCUAUCAGCUAUGAUUCGGCCAUGUGAACAAAAAUAUCGAUCCACAUAUCGGUAUGAACCGGUUCGAAAUGAUCAACAAUAA